Trichomonas vaginalis G3 is the source of this 1557-nucleotide messenger RNA. Its product is annotated as protein ubiquitination. The transcript has a single exon. The record is from RefSeq and is a predicted model, not a curated record. NCBI's taxonomy places the organism in Eukaryota, Parabasalia, Trichomonadida, Trichomonadidae. Gene Ontology annotation, molecular function: protein binding. The coding region runs from base 1 to 1557 and encodes 518 amino acids.
AUGAUCAAAGCAGAAUUGAUUGAUUCCAAGAAAGAUCAUCCCAAAAAUAUUAUGCAUGAUAUUUUAAAUAUUAUCCCGUUUAAUAACCGCUAUAAAAAUUCGUAUUUAAAACUUGCUAAACAAAUAUCUGAUGAUUAUCAUGUAAUAGAUGUCAGAAAUAUUCCAAUUAUUUCUAAUUUCCUAUUUUAUAAAGAAUAUGAAAUUCAUUUAGACAAAUCUAAUGAAAUCAAAGACAUUGAAUCGGAAAUCCAAGAUAUUUAUUCAGAAAAUACAAUUUAUAAAGCAAUUAUGGAUAAUGACAAAGAGAAAUUCAUUGCAUUCACAGAAAGAAAAGGAUUUGAUGCAUAUAAAAGGCUUGUAAACAAUUUAUAUCCAACUCCAGUUAGAGAAUUUUCGUUUAAACAUGGAUUGUCAUUACUUGAAUUAUGUUGUUACCAUGGAGCAGUUGAUUGCUUCAAAUUUUUAAGAACGCAAUUUAACUCAAAAAUAACUGAAACAUGUUUACAUUUUUCAUUUUUAGGUGGAAAUCAAGAAAUCAUAAGUGAAUGUUUGAAAUAUCAAAAACCAGAUGAAGAAUGUAUGAAAUAUGCAAUAAUAUCACACAACAUUGAUUUUUUCACAUUCUUGAUGAAUGAAUACAAUUUAGAGGUCAAUAUCGAUUUUUGUGUAUUAUAUAAUAAUCUUGAAUCUUUUCUUGUAUAUUUUGAUCAAACUAAUGAUGUUAACAAAUGUUUUGUCUAUUCAACGAAUUUUGAUAUUCUAUCUCUUUGCAAAUAUUUCCUUUCAAAUGGUGCGAAUGUCAAUGAAAAAAAUGAAUAUGGAAAAACAGCUCUUCAUAUGGCAGUUAUCAAUAACUAUAAAGAUAUUGCUGAAUUACUUCUUUCAAAUGGUGCAAAUAUAAAUGAAAAAGACGAAGACGGAAAAACAGCUCUCCAUUUUGCAGCAAUCAAUAAUAGUAAAGAAAUGGUUGAACUUCUUGUGUCAAAAGGUGCAAAUAUAAAUGAAAAAGAUGAAAAUGGAAAAACAGCUCUUCAUAUUGCUACACUCAAUAAUAAUAAAGAAAUAGUUGUACUCCUUCUUUCUUAUGAUGUGAAUAUCAAUGAAAAAGACAAAGAUGGAAAAACGACUCUUCAUAUUGCUGCAAUCAAUAAUAAUAAAGCAAUAGCCGAACUUCUUCUUUUGCAUGAUGUCAAUGCUAAUGAAAAAGAUGAAGAAGGUGAAACAGCUUUUCAUAAGGCUGCUUAUAAUAAUAGUAAAGAAAUAGCUGAACUUCUAAUUUCACAUGGUGCAAAUAUCAAUGAAAAAAAUAGAUAUGAAAAAACAGCUCUUCAUUUAGCUGCACUCAAUAAUAGUCAAGAAAUAGUGAAACUUCUUCUUUUACAAAAUGUAAAUAUCAAUGAAAAAGAUAACAAGGAUAUACAGCUAUUCAUAUUGCAGCAAUCAAUAGAAGUAAAGAAACACUUGAACUUCUUCUUAAACAAAAUACAGAUAUCAAUUGUAAAUAAAGUGAUGAUAACUAAUAAAGCUAAAUAUAAAUAUCCAAAAUUGUCUAACUAA